GUGUAUGAUCAAUUCCCAAAAAAUAUACGUACAUAAAUAAAUACUUCUAGGUUAUAUUCCAACACUGCAAUUCUCAGUCCAUCUACCAAUUCAUCAAUCCUCGGAGAGCUGAGCUUCCGUCAAAGGAUCAAAUGGGUGAAAGCAUGGAUAUUUUGAAAUGGCUAGGGCAAGACAUGUCAGUAAAGAUCUUUACGUGUUUGGAUGACCCUUUUGAUCUUCUUCGAACGAGUGCGAUUUCGCGGUCUUGGCGCGAGCUUGUGAUUGGUAAUGGCCUAUGUAAGAAGCUUUGUUUGAGGAAGUUUCCGGAAGCGGCAUGUUUUGCCCGUGUUGUUGUAGCGAAAGACAUUAGGGAAGUUUCCGGUGAAUGGGCUAGCCUGGAGAGGGAGCACAGAGUGUAUGCAUCAUUAGGUAGAAAUCUUAUGACUUCUGGCAGAGAAAGUUGCAUAACGGAUGCUGUCUGUGCGUCUAGCACAGAUCGCUAUCCAGACGAAAGCAUCAAGAAUACUCUGGAACCAAGUGACAGGACUUUUCUCGGGCCUUCGUAUUGGUCGAGCAACGGUGCAACUCAUCCCUCUGGUUCAGAGACAUUGAUUUAUAAACUGGCUUCUCAGCUAUGUUUGAUCACUGAGUUACAGGUGCAUCCAUAUGAAGCAUAUUUUCAUGAGGACUGCCCCACAUAUUCACCCAAAGCUGUGAGGUUUCACCUGGGCUAUUCCAAGGACCCUCUGGAGAUAGAUGAUGAAGAAGCAGAUGAGUUCAUGGAUCCCAAGGAAUACCAUGAGGAAAUGUUUGUCUGGUCAUAUAGCUCUCCAGAAUUCGCAAUGGCUCAGGAAAAUUUAUUGCAAAAGUUUAAGCUUCCCAAACCCAUUCUUUGCAUUGGAGGAAUGCUUAAAGUGGAGCUGUUAGGAAGAUUGCAGAUUGCAGAACUGGACGGGUUGUACUAUAUAUGCAUCAAUCAUGUUCAAGCUAUAGGACUACCACUCUCCCCUGUAUUUGACGUGGAAAUGAUUGGCGACAGAGGAAAAUGCACCCUCAAGUACAACCCUGUGUAGUUAGUCGAUAGACGACUAUGACUCUGAUAAUUAGUCACAGUUUUCCCGAGUGAUGCCAUCCAUCCUCGUAUGCUUUUUGCUUCUGUAUCUCAUGUACUUUGACAUCUCUUGCUACUUGAAUAGAGAAUGAUCGUUAAAGUUUUCUUGAAA
This is a messenger RNA of Salvia splendens (bonfire salvia), 1202 nucleotides long. Its product is annotated as F-box protein At4g00755. Lineage: Eukaryota; Viridiplantae; Streptophyta; Magnoliopsida; Lamiales; Lamiaceae. Gene Ontology annotation, molecular function: protein binding. The coding region runs from base 132 to 1052 and encodes 306 amino acids. The transcript has 6 exons. The record is from RefSeq and is a predicted model, not a curated record.